AUGGCCGAUACGCUCUCCGAAAACCCACCAUCACCACCACAACAACAACAACCCUCCCCUCCCUCCACCGCAACCACCGCAACCACCGCAACCACUAAUACCCCCUCGUCCUCCCCCACCUCCAUCCGCAUCCUCACCCUCAACUGCUGGGGCCUCAAAUACAUCGCCAAACUGCGGCAUGAGCGCCUCACCGAGAUCGGCCGACGGCUGGCCAUCGCCACCCCACCCCCCGAGAUCGUCGGGCUGCAAGAAUGCUGGACGCAGGCGGACUACGAGAGCAUCCGGCAGCAGACGCGACACAUCCUGCCGUACGGCAAGUUCUACCACGGCGGGAUCUGGGGCGCGGGGCUGGCGAUCCUGUCGCGGUGGCCGAUCGAGGAGAGCAGCAUGGUGGGGUACCCGCUGAACGGGCGGCCGACGGCCUUCUUCCGCGGAGACUGGUACGUGGGGAAAGGGGUGGCGUGCGCGCGCGUGCGGUUUGGGAAUGCCCCCCAGGAAGUGGCCGAGGUGUUCUGCACGCACCUGCACGCGCCGUACGAGCGCGAGCCCAACGACUCGUACAUCUGCCACCGGACGGCGCAGGCGUGGGAGAUCGCCAAGCUGAUGCGCGGCGCUGCCGAGCGCGGCCACCUCGUCAUCGGCCUGGGCGACUUCAACAUGCUCCCGUCAUCCUUCGCGCACCGUCUCAUCCAGGCCCACAGCCCCGUCCGCGACGUCUGGCAGGUCCUGAAUCCGGAUUCCUCCCUGGGCGCCGCCAUCGACCCCGUCGAGCAGGCGCGCGGGAAGCCCGUCCCCUCGGCUCGGUUCAAUAUCACAGAGAAUGGGGCCACCUGCGAUGGACGGUUCAAUACUUGGCGCUGGAGUAAGGAGGAUCAGAAGCGGUUGCUGAAGAAGGGCCAGGAGAUCGAGGUCGAUCCCGAGGCCCCGUGUCCGCGCGGCAAGCGGCUCGAUUAUAUCUUUGUUGGAGAUGGAAGUGGUGGUGGGUUGCGGUCUCCGUCAGUCCCAGCAUGGACCGUCAAGUCGGUCCAGUUGAGUAUGAUGGAGCGCCAUCCGACGCUGCGAUGCUCGCUGAGCGAUCACUUCGCGGUGGAGGCGGUCAUCACGCGCGAGGAGGCGCAGGAGCAGUCUGCUAAGCUGGAGGCUGAAGGGAGUAGCGCUGCUGCCGCUGCUCCGGCUGCUGAUGGCUCGUCACUCGCUCCCAACACCACUCUCGAGCCAGAGACCUAUGACCGGAUCAUUGAGAUGAUCAACAAGUAUGUUCAGCGGGAACGCUCGCAGCGACGCUGGCGACUCGCACACUUUGUCGCCUCCGUGUUUGUGUCGAUCGGCUGUAUGGUGGGCGUUUGGUGGACAGGCGACCACCUUCCGUAUGUGGCCUUCAUCCUGCUGUUCGUGAGCACGUUGAACUUUGGCGCGGGAAUCUUGGAUGGGUUGAUUGGGGGCUUGUUUAUGUCCAGCGAGCUGCGCGCGCUGAAGGAGUUUGAGUGGGAGGUUCGGAACGCGAAGCAGAUCGCCGAGGCGGCUGCCGCCGGUGGGACGUCGAAGAGGACGGGAUGAGCUUGUAUGAUUGUCCGUAUAAUAUGUGUGGUCUGUGUAUAUAAGUUAAUGUUUAUUAGGCUGAGAUCGAUGAGAUGAUCAAGUUCUUCGCAUGCAUGAUAUGCU
Messenger RNA from Aspergillus aculeatus ATCC 16872, 1662 nucleotides. Its product is annotated as inositol phosphosphingolipid phospholipase. The coding region runs from base 1 to 1557 and encodes 518 amino acids. Lineage: Eukaryota; Fungi; Ascomycota; Eurotiomycetes; Eurotiales; Aspergillaceae. The record is from RefSeq and is a predicted model, not a curated record. Gene Ontology annotation, molecular function: sphingomyelin phosphodiesterase activity. Gene Ontology annotation, cellular component: cytoplasm. The transcript has a single exon.